UCCUAGUAACCAUGUCCCGAAUCCCAACUUUCUUGUCCGACUCGCGAACAUUGUGAUGGGUCCUUGAGUCGACCCAGAAAGACACUAAUCGAGGGGUUUAAGGAGGGGUUUCUGGGCGUAUCCCGCGUUUCGGCCGACUGCUAUGGCGUCUCGAUCCUUCUGGAGGUCGAAAUCCUCUGCCAUUUUCGCCGGAUUUUUUCGGAGUGCGGCAUAUCCCCGACGAAUCUUUCCUGCCCAUCACCCGGUUUCCUCCCGUCAGUCGCUUCUCCUCCGUCUUCUCUGCUCCGACGGUCACUGCCAACAAGGCGCCUCAGUCUGGAUCCGCCAUUAUCACGACGGAAGGCCGAGGGGCCCCCUCUGGAGAGGGAAGAAGAUGAUUGGAAAGGAGGCUCUCUUCGUUAUCCUUGGGCUUAAGCGGUUCAAGGAUGAUGAGGACAAUCUCGAGAAGUUCAUCAGGACGCACGUUCUGAGACUGCUGAAGAUGGACAUGGUGGCCGUCCUCAUCGAGCUUGAGCGGCAGCAGGAGGUUCCUUUGGCUCUCAGGUUAUUUAAGAUAAUCCAGAAACAAGAUUGGUACAAGCCUGAUGUUUACUUGUACAAAGAUUUAAUAAUUGCCUUGGCUAAUUGUAAAAAAAUGGAUGACGCAAUGCAAGUUUGGGAAAUGAUGAGGAAGGAUGACCUGUUUCCUGAUUCUCAAACUUAUGCUGAGGUGAUUAGAGGCUUUCUGAAGUAUGGUUCACCUGCUGAUGCCAUGAAUAUAUAUGAAGAUAUGAAGAAGUCUCCUGAGCCACCACAGGAAUUGCCCUUCAGAAUUUUGUUGAAAGGGCUACUUCCACAUCCUCUGCUGAGAAACAGAGUUAAACAAGAUUUUGAGGAGAUGUUUCCAGAUCGCCAUGUUUAUGACCCUCCUGAAGAGAUUUUUGGCAUGCGUUAAGGUGGGUUCAAAGUGCAAAUUAUUUGACGCAACUGGCACUUUCUACAGAAAGGUCUAGAUGGCGGUUUUCUCAGAUGGAUUGGGAUGUCAACUUGAUUCUCCAUUUAUUCUUUUUCUUUUUUAUCCUUUGUGCUGUCAUCAAUCUGCAGUCAGCAUAAUAUAUGCUAUAUUGGAAGUUCGCUUCAAGGAGAGUUGCAAAGUUAACCAGCUCAUGGAUUUGAAUGCACCUUUUGAAUGAUCAAGAGCAGAGAAGAAAGGGGAUACAUGUACCGUUAUUUUUCUUUUACUUCCAAUCGGUUGACCAAGUAGGUAGUGUAUUUUAUUUCACCCAAGGUGCUGUAUAUUAGAAAAAUCUUUGUCAACACCUUUUUCCUUUUUCACCCAAAUGGGUGGUUAAUCUGAAGAUGUGCUUGUAUGGGCCAUACCUUUUAUAAUUCCAAGCACGUCUGUUAGUUCUCAUUUCUUGUAAUGAUCUUUAAGGGGGCAAGCGGGUCAAAUUUUCUUUUGCUUUUGAGAUGCUGUAAUAUCUAAUUUCUCAUAUUUGUAGAAGCAUUUGUUCUUUGUGGCCUCUCA
Messenger RNA from Nymphaea colorata (pocket water lily), 1507 nucleotides. Its product is annotated as protein THYLAKOID ASSEMBLY 8-like, chloroplastic. The record is from RefSeq and is a predicted model, not a curated record. Lineage: Eukaryota; Viridiplantae; Streptophyta; Magnoliopsida; Nymphaeales; Nymphaeaceae. Bases 143 to 934 code for a protein of 263 amino acids. Gene Ontology annotation, molecular function: protein binding. The transcript is spliced from 3 exons.